Molecule: messenger RNA, 2467 nt
Organism: Castor canadensis (American beaver)
Lineage: Eukaryota; Metazoa; Chordata; Mammalia; Rodentia; Castoridae
Source: RefSeq, a predicted model, not a curated record
GUCUUUCCAGGGGGCUAUGCUGAUCUGGCCCAGGGUUGUUUGUGGGAGUACCAUGUGCCGCUUAGCUCACCUGGUGUUCUGCUUCUCUUGAGCUGGUAGAAUCUGGCAUCUGGCGGCGCAGGAGCCCUCCUGGUUUCUCCACUUACCGUAGAGUGGGGAUGCUAUGCGCUAGCUGGGACUGUAGAGGAGUCGGGGUUUUGCCUCUUCUUGGUGGUUUUUCCUGUAAGGUGUAUCUCCAACGUCUCUCCAAGAUUCUACUUUAGGAAGCACGCUUUCUGGUUCCUCCUUCUAGUCGCCAUCUUGGAAUCUCCUCCAGAUUUCUUAUGCUAAUAUACAAAUUGGUUUAAAUGAUACAGGUGUCACAUUCUGUUACAGACAUCCAGGGAUGAGUUUCCAUGUGGCUUUACUUCACCUACCAACAGAGGGAGUCUGAGCACUGACAAAGACACAGCUUAUGGAUCUUUUCAAAAUGGACAUGGAAUUAAAAGGGAAGAUUCUAGAGGUUCCCUUAUCCCAGAAGGAGCAACAGGAUUUCCAGAUCAGGGCAGCACUGGUGAAACUACUCGACAGAAUUCUACAAGGAGUAGUAUAUCCCAGUAUAACCGGCUGGAUCAGUAUGAAAUCAGAAGCCUCUUGAUGUGCUACCUAUAUAUAGUAAAAAUGAUUUCUGAAGAUACUCUCUUAUCUUACUGGAAUAAAGUAUCUCCCCAGGAGCUCAUAAACAUUCUUAUACUUCUAGAAGUAUGUUUGUUUCACUUUAGAUAUAUGGGGAAAAGAAACAUAGCAAGGAUACAUGAUGCCUGGCUGUCAAAACACUUUGGAAUAGACCGAAAAUCACAAACUAUGCCAGCUCUUCGAAACAGAUCGGGGGUAAUGCAGGCCCGGCUUCAGCACCUUAGUAGCUUAGAAAGUUCAUUUACACUCAAUCACAGUUCUGCAACAACUGAAGCAGACAUUUUCCACCAGGCACUUCUUGAAGGCAAUACUGCUACUGAAGUUUCUCUAACAGUCCUAGAUACCAUAUCAUUUUUCACCCAGUGCUUCAAGAACCAACUUUUAAAUAAUGAUGGCCACAAUCCAUUAAUGAAAAAAGUCUUUGAUAUUCAUCUUGCUUUUCUUAAAAAUGGACAGUCUGAAGUGUCACUGAAACAUGUAUUUGCCUCUCUAAGAGCAUUCAUCAGUAAGUUUCCCUCCGCCUUUUUCAAAGGAAGAGUAAACAUGUGUGCUGCAUUUUGCUAUGAGGUUUUAAAGUGCUGCACCUCCAAGAUUAGCUCAACCAGGAAUGAAGCAUCUGCACUUCUGUAUCUUUUGAUGAGAAAUAACUUUGAGUACACCAAGAGGAAAACCUUUUUGAGGACACAUCUUCAGAUAAUUAUUGCUGUAAGCCAACUGAUAGCUGAUGUUGCACUAAGUGGAGGGUCAAGAUUUCAGGAGUCUUUAUUCAUUAUCAAUAAUUUUGCAAAUAGUGACAGACCUAUGAAGGCAACUGCUUUCCCCACAGAAGUCAAAGACUUGACCAAGAGGAUCCGCACCGUUCUAAUGGCCACUGCCCAAAUGAAGGAACAUGAGAAAGACCCCGAAAUGCUAAUUGAUCUCCAGUUUAGUUUAGCAAAGUCCUAUGCCAGCACACCAGAGCUCAGGAAAACCUGGCUUGAUAGCAUGGCCAAGAUUCAUAUAAAAAAUGGAGAUUUUUCAGAGGCUGCCAUGUGUUAUGUCCACGUAGCAGCUCUGGUUGCCGAAUUUCUUCAUCGAAAGAAAUUAUUCCCUAAUGGAUGCUCAGCCUUCAAGAAAAUUACUCCCAAUAUAGAUGAAGAAGGAGCAAUGAAAGAAGAUGCUGGGAUGAUGGAUGUACAUUAUAGUGAAGAAGUUUUGCUGGAGUUGCUAGAACAAUGUGUGGAUGGCUUAUGGAAGGCAGAGCGCUAUGAAGUAAUCUCUGAGAUUUCCAAGUUGAUCAUUCCAAUUUAUGAGAAACGUCGUGAGUUUGAGAAACUUACUCAAGUUUACAGAACUCUUCAUGGUGCUUACACAAAAAUUUUGGAGGUUAUGCACACCAAAAAAAGACUUUUAGGUACUUUCUUCAGAGUUGCCUUUUAUGGCCAAUCUUUUUUUGAAGAAGAGGAUGGAAAGGAAUACAUCUAUAAAGAGCCAAAGCUCACUGGACUCUCAGAGAUUUCCUUGAGACUUGUUAAACUUUAUGGUGAAAAAUUUGGUACAGAAAAUGUCAAAAUAAUUCAGGAUUCUGACAAGGUAACCUAUACCCUGCACUUUGAAAUUGUUAUUUAUUAAUUCCAGGAUUAGUGCAUUGCUCCUGAUUUUUUUCAUUUUUUUACCUGGUGGAGGUGAAUCAUGGAAAUAGAACAUUCUAGAUAGUAGAACAAAGAACAGAAACCAGGUGCCAGUGAUACAUGCCUGUAAUCCUAGCUAUUUGGGAGACUGAGAUCCAGAGGAUCCCAGUUCGAGAUGAGCC